AUAGAGAUAGGAUUCAGGCGCGCCAAAAGGCCCCUCUCCACCAGCUACCAACGCCCAUCCAUGGCUUCCCCUUUAUCCUCAUCUCCGUUCUUCUCUUACACUUUCAAACCCUCUCUUAACUUUCUCUCCAAUUCUGCAAAGCAAACUCUGAUCAACACCCAUUUUGCGUUUCCGGUGAUCCAUGCAAAGCACACCAAAAAUGGUGCCGAUUCGGGCAGUUUCAAGAUCUACUGCAGUUCUUCUAACGACAGCGCACAGGAUAAAUUGGAGCAUAAAGGCUCUCCUUUCAACUUCUUCCUAUCAGAUCAUGGACAUGCAUUUAAGAAACUCGAGAGUUUCGUCGCUACAGCCCUUAUUUUCGUUCAUAUCGCAUCUCCAAUUACUUCAUUGGGUUGGGAUUAUUGGUCUAUCGCUCCAGCCAAUGCUGUUCUCUAUUCUCCUGACACCAAAGUCCCCAGAACCGGGGAACUUGCUUUGAGGAGAGCUAUCCCUGCGAACACAAAUAUGAAGGCUAUACAGGAAUCGUUGGAGGACAUCUCGUACUUACUGAGAAUACCACAGAGAAAGCCAUAUGGAACCAUGGAGGGUAAUGUCAAGAAAGCCCUUAAGAUAGCAAAGGAUGAGAAAGAUUCUAUUUUGGCCAGUAUACCAGCAGAGCUGAGAGACAAAGGUUCCUUGCUGUAUGCAUCUCUCAUUGAUGGGAAGGGUGGAUUGCAAGAGCUCCUUCAAUAUAUCAAUGAUAAGGACCCUGAUAAAGUAUCUGUAGACCUUGCAUCAUCAUUGGAUACUGUUGCAGAAAUCGAACUGUUGCAGGCCCCUGGAUUGUCUUUUCUGUUGCCAGAGCAAUACUUGAAAUAUCCUAGACUGACGGGAAGAGCGACUGUUGAACUUACAAUCGAGAAAGGGGAUGGAACAGCAUUUUCACCUGAAGUUGGUGGUGAACCAAGAAAGACUGCCACGAUUCAGAUGGUUAUUGAUGGAUACUCAGCGCCAUUGACUGCAGGAAAUUUCGCAAAAAUGGUAGUUGAUGGAGCAUAUGAUGGGGCAAAGCUCAGUUGUGCCAACCAAGCUGUUCUCGCAGAUAGUGGCAUUGAUAAGAGCGCUGGCUUUAGAGUUCCUUUAGAGAUAAUGCCAUCUGGGCAAUUCGAACCAUUGUACAGGACCACAUUAAGUAUACAGGAUGGUGAAUUGCCAGUUCUUCCCAUGUCUGUUUACGGGGCAGUUGCAAUGGCACACAGUGCUGACUCCGAUGAAUACUCUUCGCCUUAUCAGUUUUUCUUCUAUUUAUAUGAUAAAAGAAAUUCCGGCCUCGGAGGUAUAUCUUUUGACGAAGGGCAAUUUUCUGUUUUCGGCUACGCAACUACAGGGAGAGAUAUCCUUUCACAGAUUAAAACAGGAGAUGUUAUUCGAUCUGCUAAGCUAGUAGAAGGCCAAGAUCGCCUCGUAGUCCCUAGUGAGAGUUAAUCUGCUUGUUUUUAUAACCAAGGAAUGGAAUUGUUCAUAUACGAGGAUGCAAAUUUUUGCCUGGUUUUAUAUCAGACAUGACUUGGAACCCUUUUGGCCAUCAUUCUCUGGGGCAAUUGCUACGGUUGAAUUAUAUCGAAAUUCUAGAACAUUCUCCAUUCAUCUA
This is a messenger RNA of Syzygium oleosum, 1630 nucleotides long. RefSeq names its product peptidyl-prolyl cis-trans isomerase CYP37, chloroplastic. Gene Ontology annotation, molecular function: peptidyl-prolyl cis-trans isomerase activity. The record is from RefSeq and is a predicted model, not a curated record. The transcript is spliced from 12 exons. Gene Ontology annotation, biological process: protein peptidyl-prolyl isomerization. Bases 61 to 1464 code for a protein of 467 amino acids. Lineage: Eukaryota; Viridiplantae; Streptophyta; Magnoliopsida; Myrtales; Myrtaceae.